AGCGUCCUCCUGCAGCCUCUGGAGCGAGGAGCCAGGGCGAAGACGAGGCUGAGCGGGGCCGGAACCAUGAACCGGAGUUUCCACAAGUCUCAGACCCUGCGCUUCUACGACUGCAGCGCGGUGGAAGUCAAGAGCAAGUUUGGGGCUGAGUUCCGAAGGUUCUCCUUGGACCGUCACAAGCCAGGGAAGUUUGAAGACUUCUACAAGCUGGUCGUGCACACGCACCACAUCUCCAACACUGAUGUGACCAUCGGCUACGCGGACGUGCACGGGGACCUGCUGCCCAUCAACAACGAUGACAACUUCUGCAAGGCGGUCUCGAGUGCAAACCCUCUGCUCCGGGUCUUCAUCCAGAAACGAGAGGAGGCCGAGCACUGCAGCUUCGGGGCCGGCUCGCUGUCGCGUCGGAGGAAGGCGCUGGCGCUGCGCGAGGACGGCCCCCGCCGGCGCGCACACCUGCACAUCGGCCUGCCGCACGACUUCCGCCCCGUGUCGUCCAUCAUCGACGUGGACAUCCUGCCCGAGACGCACCGCCGCGUGAGGCUGUACAGGCACGGCUGCCAGAAGCCGCUGGGUUUCUACAUCCGCGACGGCACGAGUGUGCGCGUCGCCCCGCAGGGGCUGGAGAAGGUGCCCGGCAUCUUCAUCUCGCGCAUGGUGCCGGGCGGCCUGGCCGAGAGCACGGGGCUGCUGGCCGUGGACGAUGAGGUCCUGGAGGUGAACGGCAUCGAGGUGGCGGGGAAGACGCUGGACCAGGUCACGGACAUGAUGAUCGCCAACAGCCACAACCUCAUCGUCACGGUCAAGCCGGCCAACCAGAGGAACAACGUGGUGCGCGGUAGCCGCGCGUCGGGCAGCUCGGGCCGCUCUUCGGACAGUGCGGCCAGCCGCCACAGCCUGCCCACCGCCCCCGCGCUGCUGCACCUGCAGCCCGACGACGCCGACAGCGACGACGAGCCCGACGUGGUGCUCGAGGGCGUCCUGGUGGGCGGGAGCGCUGAGGAAGGUCGGUGGCCGGCACGCAGAGAUUGGCCCCCAAACCUACACGAGGUGGGGCCGCAGACAGUGAGCUUCGGAUUAUUUCAGAGGGCAGGGGGCUGUUGA
This is a messenger RNA of Ailuropoda melanoleuca (giant panda), 1104 nucleotides long. It is a transcript of the gene PARD6G, whose product is annotated as par-6 family cell polarity regulator gamma. Gene Ontology annotation, molecular function: protein binding. NCBI's taxonomy places the organism in Eukaryota, Metazoa, Chordata, Mammalia, Carnivora, Ursidae. The record is from RefSeq and is a predicted model, not a curated record. Bases 67 to 1104 code for a protein of 345 amino acids. The transcript is spliced from 3 exons. Gene Ontology annotation, cellular component: nucleus; cell cortex; apical plasma membrane. Gene Ontology annotation, biological process: establishment or maintenance of cell polarity; centrosome cycle; regulation of cellular localization.